GUGCGAGCCAAUGGAGGUGCUUGAAGAUUACGCGCCAAGCGCCACCGAGCGGGCGGGGAUGCCUUAUUUGUCCGGCAUCAAAUCAAGUCCGCAAAAAAAAGUGGGCGCCUGUUUGCGAUACCGCGUACAGAUGGGCGGGCGCUGGGGAGAUACGAUGCGAAUGCACAUGGGUCUACUGAUAAGCCCCGCUCCUUAUUUCCUGCCUGCUUCUUCGCAGGUGUCCUUCUCCACCCUGCCUCUACCAACCCCCAUCUCGCAUUGCACUCAUGUUCAACACCGACUCUAGCGCAUCGGAGAAACAUUCCGUCAGCACUGCUGAUACGAAGGAUGUCGAGAAUUUGUCAGUUUUUUUGGCAGCGCUGUAUCAGCUCACGCGACUCAUUCUGCCCCGUCCUCAGCGUCGAGCCCGUUAUCCAGCUCGAUGACCACGUCCCCCGAACUCACUUUAGAGCGCUUUGGGCUAUCGUCGAGAAACUCGACAAGUAUGGUGUCGAAGCGCAGGGCAUCGAGCGCAUCCCGCCGGACCAGCGGCCCCAGAAAUCGGUUUUGGCACCGUUCUGGAUGUGGCUCGCCGCGAACAUGACCACAUCAACGUUCUCGCUCGGGUGUCUGGGACAGUCCAUAUUUUACCUGGGGCUCCGGGAUGCUACUUUGACCAUUAUAUUUUUUAACUUGCUUUGUACCCUCCCCGUCGCCUAUUUCUCGACAUGGGGUCCAAAACUUGGCCUGAGGCAAUUGACUUUGUCGAGGUUCUCGUUCGGAUACUGGACGUCACUGAUACCCAUCGUUUUAAACUGCAUAGCCUGUGUCGGCUGGUCUGUUGUUAACUCUAUCGUUGGUGCUCAAGCAUUACGAGCAGUCAGCACCUCGCACCAGAUUCCAACUGCUGCGGCCAUCAUCGUCAUCGCUAUAGGCACAAUAGCUGUCAGUUUCAUGGGAUAUCGCGUAGUGCAUCUGUAUGAACAAUAUUCUUGGAUACCCGUAGCCGUCAUUUUCAUCAUCUAUCUCGGCCAGAUUGCUCGCUUCUGUGACAGCGGACCAUGGGGCGGCACCGGCCCGACCGAAGCUGCGAACGUUCUCUCCUUCGGCGCUGCAGUUGCUGGGUUUUCUCUCGGAUGGACGUCACUUGCCGCCGACUAUACCGUCCGCAUGCCUGAGAAUAUAUCCUCAUACAAAGUCUUCUUCUGGACAUACCUCGGUCUCAACAUCCCCCUCAUCUUAGUCGAGACGCUUGGCGCGGCUGCGAUGACCACCCUCGCUGCCAAAUCCACCUGGGAGGACGCAUAUAACGAGAACUCCGUCGGAGGGCUGAUCGGCGCGGGCCUGACGGGGCCCAUGCACGGGUUCGGCGGCUUCCUGCUUGUAAUCAUCUCGCUCUCGAUCAUCGCGAACAACAUUCCGAACAUCUACUCGCUCGCGCUCACGUUCCAGAACAUCCACCCAUACGCGCAGGCGAUUCCGCGCGUGUUCAUCGUGCUCAUCGGAAGCGCAGUCUACAUCGUGCUCGCGAUCGUCGGCGCGUCCCACUUCGAGAGCUGGCUCGACACGCUGCUCACCAUCCUCUCGUACUGGCUCGCCAUCUUCAGCACGAUCCUUAUCGAGGAGCACCUUAUCUUCCGCAAGGGCCGCUGGUCUAAUUACGAGCCGGAUGAUUAUAAUAACUUUAGAAAGCUCCCGUUGGGCAUUGCAUCGUUCAUCUCAUUGGGUUGCGGAGUCGGUGGCGCUGUUCUCGGCAUGGCGCAGACGUGGUAUGUCGGCCAGAUUUCACGACAUAUCGGAGACCCACAGUAUGGUGGCGAUAUUGGCUUCGAACUUAGCUUCGCAUUCACCGCCGUCGUGUUUCCUCCAUUACGAUAUAUUGAGAAGAAGUACUGGGGUUACUGAAGAAGUUAAUAGUACCGGGACAUAUAUAGAUUGAAAUAGUCUGUGCUUGACGUGUAGUCCCAUAAUGUACCUAACAACACAGUAUGUCUCUUUACGUGCCUAAUGUUAUUCAUGACCCAUUUUCAAUACUGCACGGCAUGCACCUGAACACCCGGCAUAUUUCACUGAGAUAUAUUUGUUGCUUUGGAAGAGUUGGAAGAAUGUAUGCCCCGUAUCUGUCCCAGCAAAGGUGU
Molecule: messenger RNA, 2117 nt
Organism: Laetiporus sulphureus 93-53
Lineage: Eukaryota; Fungi; Basidiomycota; Agaricomycetes; Polyporales; Laetiporaceae
Exons: 7
Coding region: 328-1884 (518 amino acids)
Biological process (GO): transmembrane transport
Cellular component (GO): fungal-type vacuole membrane; plasma membrane
Molecular function (GO): transmembrane transporter activity
Source: RefSeq, a predicted model, not a curated record